GGGAGGGGCUAUUGUUGCUGCUCCUGCUACCGGUACUGCCGCCGGUGAUGGCGGUGUUGACGGUGGUGGUGGUGGUGGUGGCAGCAAGGCAGCCAAGAAGCGGAAGGCUGCAGGCAGCGGCUCAGCGCAACAGCUUCCCCUGCUGGGGUCCGAGUCCGUAGCUGGGGAAGUUGCGGGGGUGUCGGAGACGCCGGCGGAGGCGACGGCAGCAGCAGCAUGGGCCACCAAGGGGACGACGGGGAUGACAACGGGAACAGCAGCAGCAGCAGCAGCAACCACAGCAGCUGCUCUGGUACUGCCUCCGCCGCCGCAGCAGCCCUCCGGUGUCAACAGCAGCGGGAACAACAGCAGCGGCAGAAAGGCCGUCAAGCUGACAUUCGCACUCAGCGGGUUCUCAUCGACGGAACGAGGGCAGGUGGCUGCGACGUUGAAGCAACUACGACUGCCGUACAUUCCCAUCAACAACGAGUGGGACCCGCGCAUCAACGCGCUGCUUGCUCCCAGCCUCAAGCGCUCCGACAAGACGGUAUGUGCCAUGGCGGCGGGCGCCUGGCUGCUGCGAGCGGACUACCUGCAUGCGUACCUCGACCUGGGGACGGGGCAACAGCAGCAGCAGAACAGCUCGGGAGGUGGAGCAGGAGCAGCAGCCGGCACCGGCAGGGCGUGGCUUGAUCCGGCAGCGUAUGAGCUGCGGGAAUGUGAGGACGGGCCGUCGGUCAUAUCCACAGGCGCUCCCGCCCACUGGCGUCAACGUGCCGCGGCCCGGGCCAGCUCAAGCACCGGCACCGUCACCAGCAGCAGCGGCACCAGCGGCAGGGGCGGCGGUGCCUUUAGCGGGCUGAGGCUGUUCAUCCCGCCCGGUCUGCCGGCCCCCCUGGACUCCGCCACGCUGGGCCGCAUGCUGGCGGCGGGAGGCGGCGUCGCGGUGACUGCCAAGGCGGGCGGCAGCGCGGCAGCGCUGGCGGCGGCGGCCCGGGGCUGCCAUGCGGGGGUGGUCCCGCCGGAGUUCAAGCAGGA
Molecule: messenger RNA, 1017 nt
Organism: Astrephomene gubernaculifera
Lineage: Eukaryota; Viridiplantae; Chlorophyta; Chlorophyceae; Chlamydomonadales; Astrephomenaceae
Source: the annotation of a GenBank genome assembly